AUGGCUUUUGUAUUUUAAGCAGAAAGAAAUAUGCUAAAUAAACCAUCGGGUGUUCCUCCAAAUGUAAAAUGGAUUUAAUACAAAUAGGUUGGUCCUGGCAGUUAUCUUGCACAUGAAUAAUUAAAAAUAAAAUAAGGAAAUGCUCCUUUUGAUACAUAAGUUACAAGAAAUCCUGCAAUAAAAUAAGAAAUUUCUCCUGGACCAGGAAGCUAUAAUCUUUAAAAUGAAGUAUAAGGGUAAGAUACUUAAAUUAAAUGUUUUCUGAGGUAAAACAUAGUUCUAUAAUCGCCUUUAUCAUAAGUGAAAGUAAUCGAAAGACCUUAACCUUAAUCAGUUUUUGCUUCUUAGAGUAAAAGAUUUCAUCAUCCGAAAAGUAUGAUAUCACCUGGGUAUUUAAUUAUUCUUAAAUAAAUGAAAGUCCUGGGGCAUAUGAUGCAAGUAACUGUGGAACUAGAGUUAUUCAAUAAUAAUAUACAUCAUAACAUUAUAUUGAAAACUUAAUGAAAAUGAACAAAUAUUAAUCAAUACCUUCCAUACCUUCAUCAAAUCAAGUUUAUGGUUAUACAGAAAAAGGAAGUAAUUAAAAUUUAUUAAGACUAUUUAGCACAUGAUUUAGAAGUUAACAAAUUUCCAUUUCCAACAUUUACUGGUCUUAAAUAAGAUUCAGUUGGUCCAGGUUAAUAUGAAGUAAAGGAUGCAUUUGAAUAGAAUAAAUAUAAAGGAAAUUUUUGGCAUAAAUCUAAAGUUUAAAGAUUAGAACCAACCAUAUCAAAAGAAAAAGAAUUAAUGGUUGGACCUGGUACUUAUGAUCCUAAUGCAUCUGUUGUACCAUUACAUAAGCUAAAUCCAUCAGGAAAUUUCUAAUCUAAAUCUUAAAGAUUGUUUGAUUCAACUAAAGAAGAAAAAUAGAAAUAAUUUAUGAAAAUAUUCUUUGAUAAAUAAAAAGAUAGACUUACAAAGAAUGCAGGAAGUUAAUUAGAAGAUGAUGAAUAUAUAUUUUGUGAUGUAAUUAUCAUCAUUUAUAUUAAAUCAAAAAGGAUACAACACCAGGUCCAGGUUAAUAUUUAGGAAAUAUUUCCAGUUAAUCAGCUAUUUCAACUAAUACAUAAAAUACAACUAAAUUAGGAAAAAAUUGUUUUGGAUCUAAAAGUAGAAGAUUUCAAGAAAAAAGAAUGCCUUGUUAUGUUGGUCCUGGAGAUUAUGAAUUAGAAACUGAUAUUAUUAAAGAAAGUAUAUCAUAAAAAUAACCUCCUUUUCAAUCAACUAAUUUACGAUUUGAAGCUAAAAGCUAUGAAAAGCGUCCAGGACCAUAAACAUAUAAUCCAAAAAUUAAUGUAAUUAAUAAUAUAAUUAAGUUAGUUAGAAGAUAAAUUAAUUAAAAAAUUAGAAAGAUCACCUGUUUCUAAUUUUGGAUCCAAUUAAUCAAGAUUUAAACAAUAAGAAAAUGAAAUGCCUGGUCCAGGAACAUAUGAUUAAUAAAAUAAAAAAGUUAAAGGAGUUGUAUCUGUUUUUACAUCUAAAACAAAAAGAGCAGAAGCUACUUCAGUUUCUAAAGAUAAUUUUCCAGCUCCAGGUGCAUAUGAUGUCAAAAAUUACACCAUUGAAUAAACAACUAAAAUUGAAAAAGAAGAAGAUCCUGAUUUGGCCAUUUAUAAACCAGCUUUUGGGUCAUCAUUACCUAGAUUUAUGUAUAAAGAAAAAAAGCCUAUUGAUGAAGAAGAUGAUGAACAAGAAGAUUAAUAAAUUAGAAUGCAUAAUAAUUCAUCUAUGUUUUAGAAAAAAAAAAAACCUCAUCCUCCCUUUAAUUUUAGAGUAAUAUCUACAAUCAUUAUUUAACUUAGGAAAAUAGAUUUAAUUAUGAAAAAAACCAAGAUAAUUUACCUGGUCCAGGAGAAUACUUUGAUCCAAAAGAAAAUGCUUGGAAAAAAUCUACUUUUAAUAUUUUAUUCUAAGAAAUUUGA
Messenger RNA from Paramecium sonneborni, 1961 nucleotides. The record is from the annotation of a GenBank genome assembly. NCBI's taxonomy places the organism in Eukaryota, Ciliophora, Oligohymenophorea, Peniculida, Parameciidae.